Messenger RNA from Astrephomene gubernaculifera, 10653 nucleotides. NCBI's taxonomy places the organism in Eukaryota, Viridiplantae, Chlorophyta, Chlorophyceae, Chlamydomonadales, Astrephomenaceae. The record is from the annotation of a GenBank genome assembly.
GGGAAAAGGAAAGCAUACCGGUAGCUAAGCGCCGUCGUUAAUAGCUCAGCACUGACUCCUAGCUCUUAUGGAAAUUUAGUAGUUCCCACGAACACUUUCUUAAGGCAUGCUUCUAUCAGUUUUUAUCAUUCGGGAAAUCCUUUUAUGCUCUAAGAAUGUUACUGCUAGGAUAAAGUUGUUUGACCAUGAGGUCUACCCUAAGGAGUGGCUGGAACACACGAAAAUGGUGGCUGAUUUGUGUAACAGCACUACUAUGUGUUCUUAUACCCAACUGCGCUGGCAGCGGAGGCGCAAACAGCGCGGUGUGGCUACGCAGCGGCGCAAUUACUCUGAGGAGCCCCGACCCUCUACCAACGGACGGCUCAUCAACUGAACGGAGUCUGCACAUCCUCAAGCACCCAACAGGCGCCGGCCAUGUGCUGAGUGGGGACCUAACCUCCCAGGGUGGUAGCGUGGUGUCGUAUGUAUCGGAUGAUACAUUGUUGGUUUUUGCAACACCCUCAACCGUCAAAGCUGUUAUGGAGCGGCAUAGUGCUUUAACGGCGGAGUACACGGGCGAAUCAAAGCUUGCACCCGAGCUGUCUUCGUUCAUAAAAGCAUCUAGUGCAGCCACGAGGCGCCGCCGAUUGAAUCAGCGCCACAGGAGCACGCUUCAGAGCGACAACACGCAAGAGAGCAGCAACAGCCACAGCAGCAGCAGCGACAUGGACGGCAGCAGCGACAGCCGCAUGGGGGGCAUGGAGCCCGAAGGCACCAGUACGGCACAACUUGGCGAUGCCGGGGAUGAGGAGCAGCAGCUGCUGCUACAUGCAAAAGGGGCCUUGCAGCACAUGCAGACCUGGAGCAUGCACCGGCAGGGCCAGUACCCAUGGCUACGGGCCAACCAUAGCGGUGGUGCGCGCGCUGCUGCACCUGGGGCGGCGGCUGCAGCCUGGGAUGAAAAGUGGCAAUCCAACGUGACCGCUUCGGACCAAAGCGGUUUGAGUCAUGGGACGGCUGCAGCUGCAGCGGAUCUGGCUGCAGCCGGCCAUCAUCUGCGUAGGGGGCUCGCUUCUGAUGCAGCAUCCCAACCCGAGCUUUAUGCUGUCCAGGCUCACAUGGUUCCUGACUUGGGCGAUGAGGUGCUGGCAGCUGCGUACGACACAUGGCCCGCGGCGCUGGCAUCCGUGCUUGGUCGUACGAGUGAUGUAGAUCCGUGCUGGCCUCAGGCCUUGGAUUAUGCAUUGUACGAGGCAAGCGCUGGAUGGAUGCAGGUGUACCUGUGCCAGGAGGACCUCCAGGACGGGUCAUUGUGGCUAGCAAACCAGCCAACCGUAAUUUGGGUCUCACCCAUGAUCAAGACAGCGUUCAUGAAUGUGAAUGCUGGCUGGAUUACUCAAACAGGCAACCUUACACUUGAUCAGCAAGCCACGACAGCUACUGCUCUGCUGGGCGUGAUGCGCCCAUACUGGAAGGCUGGUCUCCAGGGCGAGGAUAUCAUAAUUGGGGUUGGUGACACGGGUGUGGAUGUCGGGCACUGUUACUUUUUGGAUGACAAGUACAGCCCCUCCGCGCUCAAGGCCCUGCUCAACAGAAGCGCCACCACGGAACUCUACCGCUGGUCCCUGCCCGACCACAGAAAGCUCGCGCAAUACGCAGUUGCAGGCGACACUAGCUUCUUUGGGGAUGAAAUUCCCCAUGGCGGCAACGGGCACGGCACCCACGUGUGCGGCAGUAUUGGGGGGGCCAUCUUGAAUGCCACCUUUGACAGCGGCUACUCCAUUGACAAGGCCACGGGAGCAGCCCCGCUUGCCAAAAUCAGCAUGGUGGACUUCUCGUCAUGGAGUGCAGGACCGACUAUUCCGCAACCGGUAGACACUGUCAUGUUGCAGUUCCACUACUCUGGAGGAGCACGCAUAACGUCGGACGGUUGGGGCGAAGUGGGAUCGAGCGGGACUGCAUACGACUCGUUGGCUCGGGGGUACGACUUCUUUGCUUGGAGGAAUCCGGAGGUGCUAAGCGUGGUGGCCGCCUCUAAUUUUGGAGCGAACGGUAUGAUGCCGACCAUCACCUCGCCAGGAGUUGCAAAGAAUGUCUUGACCGUGGGAGCUACCUUCAAUUUUCCAACGGACGGCAACUUGAGUUACUCACAGACGGCGUUUCAAUUUAAGUACCGAGACAAGGACUCAACCCCACAAGGAUACGCCUUCUGGCCGUUGGGUGGAUCAGGCGAGCCAGCCUGGGCAUUGCUUCUAACAGGAAAGGAGUACUGGGUUGUGCUGUCGGAGCCACGAGGAGCCUGCAGUGCUCUUAACAGCACCAGCACCAGCUAUGCAGACGCCAUCGUUAUAAUCGACCUUAACGAUGCGACCUGGUGCAGCUACGAGACACGGUUCACGCAUGCGUCUAAUGCCGGGGCCGCAGCCAUCCUGCUUGUAAGACCCGACGGUGGCUUCAGUGACGAGGGUCUGCCUGGCUGGUCUUCAGGCAACACAACGAUGCCAGCUAUUACAUAUGGAGUCCUUACAAAGGCUUACGGUGAAUGGAUUAUAAGCGUCCUGGCCAAUUCUUCAAACACAGAGGCUCUGAUGACGUUAACCAAGACUCCGCUUACGUACGGUAUCGACACCGUCGACUAUUACUCGGGCCAUGGUCCCUUGUCGGAUGGCCGAUGGAAACCAGACAUUGUAGCCCCGGGGUCGUAUGUUCAGUCGGCAGCAGCGACGGGGACUUGGGACUUUGAGCCUAACGGCACAUGCUCAUGGUAUACCAGGGAGUUAUCAGGCACAUCCAUGGUCACAGCAACGGUAUCCGGACACCUGGCUUUAAUGCGGCAGUACUUCAGAGAUGGUUUCUACCCAGCUGGAGACAAGACAGCUGUCGACGCGGCCAGCUUCGAGCCAUCUGGGAUGCUUCUUAAGGCAACUGCCAUUGCAGGAGCAAGGUCUUUGGAGGGAGGCUACUCCAGGCAAGCCGGGGCAACAUUGAAAGCGCCUCCGGAUGGAUACCAGGGCUGGGGUCGUCUGGACCUGAGCGGUGCGCUGCCGCUGCCCGGCCUGACGUCCUCCAACUUGCGGCUCCAAGUGGCCGACAUGGGCAGCAUCAAGCAGGGGGACGUCAUCUACCUCAAGGGCUUGCGGGCUACUGGAACGGGACCCAUCAUUGCGGCGCUUGUGUGGUACGACUACCCUGCAUCCCUGAUGGCGACAAAGGCGUUGGUUAACGAUGUCGACCUCGGCUAUAUGGUUAAUGAGGAAGCUGUUGCAACUACCCGCGAUGAUCACGUCAACAACGUGGAACGAGUGGAGCUGCGGGACCUGCAGCCCGGCGACAAUAUCACGUUUGUGGUCGCCGGAACAAGCAUUGUGCACCACACCCAGUUCACAGGCGCUGACGCCCAACUACCACAACGCUGGGCGGUUGCAGUCGUAGGCCACUUCAUCGGAACGUUGAUGACGCAGCUAAACCCGGCUUACGUGCGCCCACAGCGCCUGGCAUAUGCGCAGCAGAAUCCGCCAGCAGCACAGAUUGGAUUGCCUGGAAGCGCAUGUGUUACCAUUCAGGACGAGGUGGUGAUUGGUUCCUUGAGCUGCGCGCUUCGGAGCGCCAACACCUUCACUUUCUCAGAAGAGAUAGGCAGCAAUGCCACCGGCGGCGGUUACGUCUACGUGUUGAAGGACUAUCUGGGCCGGUGCCUCACACAGAGCGGGACCUCCUUGCUGCUGGCGACGUGCAACACGAGCAGCACCAGCCAGAGAAUGGCGUUCUUCAAAAACCCAUACUCCUCCUUCGGGACUACAUACCAGCUCGUUCCUGUACCACUUCUUGGUACUGCCAGUGACGACCGGCGUUGCUUGGCGGUGCCAGCAGUUGCCAACACUCUUACACUUACUGUCUGCAACCCAGACGAUGAAAGCCAGGCUGUCUCCCUCUAUGCGACCGCCUCUCUAGAGCAUCAAGCGCUGGACACAACAUCGGAGCCAAGCCCACCGUCCCCGUCUCCCAGCCCACUUCCUCCUCAACCAUCACCGCUUCCGCUUCCUAAUCCAGAGCCGCCGUCACCGUUCCCACCCACUCUACCUCCAAGCCCGCCUUCUCCCCUGCCUCCUCCGAGCCCCGCGCUGCCGUCACCUUCCCCAACGCCUCCGCCCCCAAGCCCGCCCUCACCCCAGCCGCCAAGCCCUCCAACUCCGCCGUCCGUAGGCGGCAUGCCUUGGCUCCGCCUGUACACCCAGUGGGCCGUGAAUGGAGCUAACAGCACCAACGAUUUGGACAUCUUCGUCGCAUGGACCUACAAUGCCACGGACUACAUCAUCACUUACAACGUUUCUAAAGUGCGCGGCGGCUUGUAUCAAGGAGAUAACACCGCUGCUGUUCCCAAGACGAAUUACGAAAGCGUUGCUUGGACCAAUGUGUCCCGUCCGCCUGACAAAGCCGAAUACCGAGUGUGCGUCAAAUGGUACGAUAGCGGACCUACCUACAACAUAACGUUUCUGGCCUACAUGAAUGGCAUCUUAAUGCAAACGGUUACUGCUGGAUGGAAAAGCACCCUCGUCUUCAAUUGGAACUGCACCUCUGCCUCUAUUGGGUACGUUGGCAGCUACUUCUACCCUCCCGGCAGCCCGCCGCCCCCAUUACCCCCAUCGCCUCCGUCACCACCGCCCUCGCCACCUCUACCACCCUCGCCGCCACCACUACCACCUCCGGACCCCAGACCGCCAUCCCCCAGACCCCCAGAACCGAAGCCACCACCCUCGCCGCCACCAAGCCCAAUGCCACCAUCACCACUUCCACCAAGUCCCAGUCCACCAUCUCCUCCUCCACCAUUUCCUAGCCCGCCUUCUCCGCCACCUAGCCCGGAGCCUCCAUCACCCAGCCCACCUUCUCCGCCACCUAGCCCGGAGCCUCCAUCACCCAGCCCGCCUUCUUCGCCACCUAGCCCGGAGCCUCCAUCACCCAGCCCGCCGUCUCCGCAACCUAGCCCUGCGCCUCCAUCACCCAGCCCGCCAUCUCCACCACCUAGCCCGGAGCCACCAUCACCCAGCCCGCCUUCUCCAACACCUAGCCCGGAGCCUCCGUCUCCCAGCCCGCUAUCCCCACCACCUAGCCCGGAGCCACCAUCACCCAGCCCGCCUUCUCCACCACCUAGCCCGGAGCCACCAUCACCCAGCCCGCCUUCUCCACCACCUAGCCCGGAGCCUCCAUCACCCAGCCCGCCUUCUCCGCCAUCUAGCCCGGAGCCUCCAUCACCCAGCCCGCCUUCUCCGCCACCUAGCCCGGAGCCUCCAUCACCCAGCCCGCCUUCUCCGCCACCUAGCCCGGAGCCUCCAUCACCUAGCCCGCCUUCUCCAACACCUAGCCCGGAGCCUCCGUCUCCCAGCCCGCUAUCCCCACCACCUAGCCCGGAGCCUCCAUCACCCAGCCCGCCAUCUCCACCACCUAGCCCGGAGCCUCCAUCACCCAGCCCGCCAUCUCCACCACCUAGCCCGGAGCCUCCAUCACCCAGCCCGCCAUCUCCACCACCUAGCCCGGAGCCUCCAUCACCCAGCCCGCCAUCUCCACCACCUAGCCCGGAGCCACCAUCACCCAGCCCGCCUUCUCCAACACCUAGCCCGGAGCCUCCGUCUCCCAGCCCGCUAUCCCCACCACCUAGCCCGGAGCCACCAUCACCCAGCCCGCCUUCUCCACCACCUAGCCCGGAGCCACCAUCACCCAGCCCGCCUUCUCCACCACCUAGCCCGGAGCCUCCAUCACCCAGCCCGCCUUCUCCGCCACCUAGCCCGGAGCCUCCAUCACCCAGCCCGCCUUCUCCGCCACCUAGCCCGGAGCCUCCAUCACCUAGCCCGCCUUCUCCAACACCUAGCCCGGAGCCUCCGUCUCCCAGCCCGCUAUCCCCACCACCUAGCCCGGAGCCUCCAUCACCCAGCCCGCCAUCUCCACCACCUAGCCCGGAGCCACCAUCACCCAGCCCGCCUUCUCCACCACCUAGCCCGGAGCCUCCGUCACCUAGCCUGCCAUCUCCACCUCCUAGCCCGGAGCCUCCAUCACCCAGCCCGCCAUCUCCACCACCUAGCCCGGAGCCUCCAUCACCCAGCCCGCCAUCUCCACCACCUAGCCCGGAGCCUUCAUCACCCAGCCCGCCAUCUCCACCACCUAGCCCGGAGCCACCAUCACCCAGCCCGCCUUCUCCACCACCUAGCCCGGAGCCUCCAUCACCCAGCCCGCCAUCUCCACCUCCUAGCCCGGAGCCUCCGUCACCCACCCCGCCGUCUCCGCCACCUAGCCCGGAGCCUCCAUCACCCAGCCCGCCUUCUCCGCCACCUAGCCCGGCGCCUCCAUCACCCAGCCCGCCAUCGCCACCACCUAGCCCGGAGCCUCCAUCGCCCAGCCCGCCAUCUCCGCCACCUAGCCCGGAGCCUCCAUCACCCAGCCCACCUUCUCCGGCACCUAGCCCGGAGCCUCCGUCUCCCACCCCGCCUUCUCCGCCACCUAGCCCGGCGCCUCCGUCACCCAGCCCGCUAUCCCCACCAUCUAGCCCGGAGCCUCAAUCACCCAGCCUGCCUUCUCCGCCACCUAGCCCGGCGCCUCCAUCACCCAGCCCGCCUUCUCCGCCACCUAGCCCGGAGCCUCCAUCACCCAGCCCGCCUUCUCCGCCACCUAGCCCGGCGCCUCCAUCACCCAGCCCACCUUCUCCGCCACCUAGCCCGGCGCCUCCGUCUCCCACCCCGCCGUCUUCGCCACCUAGCCCGGCGCCUCCAUCACCCAGCCCGCCUUCUCCGCCACCUAGCCCGGAGCCUCCGUCUCCCACCCCGCCUUCUCCGCCACCUAGCCCGGCGCCUCCAUCACCCAGCCCGCCUUCUCCGCCACCUAGCCCGGAGCCUCCAUCACCCAGCCCGCCUUCUUCGCCACCUAGCCCGGAGCCUCCAUCACCCAGACCGCCGUCUCCGCAACCUAGCCCUGCGCCUCCAUCUCCCACCCCGCCUUCUCCGCCACCUAGCCCGGCGCCUCCAUCACCCAGCCCGCCUUCUCCGCCACCUAGCCCGGCGCCUCCAUCACCCAGCCCGCCAUCGCCACCACCUAGCCCGGAGCCUCCAUCGCCCAGCCCGCCAUCUCCGCCACCUAGCCCGGAGCCUCCAUCACCCAGCCCACCUUCUCCGGCACCUAGCCCGGAGCCUCCGUCUCCCACCCCGCCUUCUCCGCCACCUAGCCCGGCGCCUCCGUCACCCAGCCCGCUAUCCCCACCAUCUAGCCCGAAGCCUCAAUCACCCAACCUGCCUUCUCCGCCACCUACCCCGGCGCCUCCAUCACCCAGCCCGCCUUCUCCGCCACCUAGCCCGGAGCCUCCAUCACCCAGCCCGCCUUCUUCGCCACCUAGCCCGGAGCCUCCAUCACCCAGACCGCCGUCUCCGCAACCUAGCCCUGCGCCUCCAUCUCCCACCCCGCCUUCUCCGCCACCUAGCCCGGCGCCUCCAUCACCCAGCCCGCCUUCUUCGCCACCUAGCCCGGAGCCUCCAUCACCCAGCCCGCCGUCUCCGCAACCUAGCCCUGCGCCUCCAUCUCCCACCCCGCCGUCUCCGCCAUCUAGCCCGGAGCCUCCAUCACCCAGCCCGCCUUCUCCGCCACCUAGCCCGGAGCCUCCAUCACCCAGCCCGCCUUCUCCGCCACCUAGCCCGGAGCCUCCAUCACCCAGCCCGCCUUCUCCAACACCUAGCCCGGAGCCUCCGUCUCCCAGCCCGCUAUCCCCACCACCUAGCCCGGAGCCACCAUCACCCAGCCCGCCUUCUCCAACACCUAGCCCGGAGCCACCAUCACCCAGCCCGCCUUCUCCACCACCUAGCCCGGAGCCUCCAUCACCUAGCCUGCCAUCUCCACCUCCUAGCCCGGAGCCUCCAUCACCCAGCCCGCCAUCUCCACCACCUAGCCCGGAGCCUCCAUCACCCAGCCCGCCAUCUCCACCACCUAGCCCGGAGCCUCCAUCACCCAGCCCGCCAUCUCCACCACCUAGCCCGGAGCCACCAUCACCCAGCCCGCCUUCUCCAACACCUAGCCCGGAGCCACCAUCACCCAGCCCGCCUUCUCCAACACCUAGCCCGGAGCCACCAUCACCCAGCCCGCCUUCUCCACCACCUAGCCCGGAGCCUCCAUCACCUAGCCUGCCAUCUCCACCUCCUAGCCCGGAGCCUCCAUCACCCAGCCCGCCAUCUCCACCACCUAGCCCGGAGCCUCCAUCACCCAGCCCGCCAUCUCCACCACCUAGCCCGGAGCCUCCAUCACCCAGCCCGCCAUCUCCACCACCUAGCCCGGAGCCACCAUCACCCAGCCCGCCUUCUCCAACACCUAGCCCGGAGCCUCCGUCUCCCAGCCCGCUAUCCCCACCACCUAGCCCGGAGCCACCAUCACCCAGCCCGCCUUCUCCACCACCUAGCCCGGAGCCACCAUCACCCAGCCCGCCUUCUCCACCACCUAGCCCGGAGCCUCCAUCACCCAGCCCGCCAUCUCCGCCUCCUAGCCCGGAGCCUCCAUCACCCAGCCCGCCUUCUCCGCCACCUAGCCCGGAGCCUCCGUCACCCAGCCCGCCAUCGCCACCACCUAGCCCGGCGCCUCUAUCGCCCAGCCCGCCAUCUCCGCCACCUAGCCCGGCGCCUCCAUCACCCAACCCGCCCUCGCCACCACCUAGCCCGGCGCCCCCGGCGCCACCGUCACCCAGCCCACCCCUCCCAGCACCUCCGCAGCAAGUGCCACCUCAAAGUCCUUCGCUUCCUGCACCACCUAGGUCUCCACCGCUCCCACCCACUCAACCGCCAUACCCGAGGCCACCUCCCGCACCACCGCCAGCCAUCAUGCCCUGGCUUCAAUUGAAGGCAUCAUGGGCAUUCUAUGGUUCAGACACCACGAUCGCUGACUUGGACAUUUUCGUCGCGUGGACACUCAACACGACAGACUACUACAUCACGUACAACCAGACAAGCGUUCGCGGGGGCUCCUACGAAGGCGACAACAGGUUUCUUAACACAAACUAUGAAAGCGUUGCAUGGAAGCGGAUUUCAAAGCCCCCGGACGCUGCGGAGUAUCGUGUGUGCCUCAAAUGGUACCCCCCUUCACGCGGCCCCACGUACACUGUGAUCCUUACGGCUAACGUGGGUGGAUACGUCACAACGGUUCAAGAGGCGCUGCUAGGCACAGCUGUGGGGCGUUAUGACUGGAAGUGCUCACCAGCAACAAAGGGUUACAUCGGCAGCUUUGUGUAUCCUCCCGGCUUCGCACCGUAAGAGCCAUCAUAUCCGGGCUGCUCCCUUGGUAUCCGUAUAACUGUCAGCCGGGAUUACCGGUAGCUGCAACUGUCGACAAUAUUGUUCUUAGAGGCCCCCUUACAAUGCACGGUGCUCUCCUACUAAGAUGCCUAGCGCCUUACACAUGCUGUACAGUACGCUACAUGACAGGAACAUUAUAGAAGCAACCAGCCGUUUGGUAUUUUACCGGCUGUUCCUCUCGUAGUGCGGAUGAGGGCCGCAAUGGUAUGGGACUUUCCUUCAUGUCAAUUUAUGGUGGAGCUAACUGGGGCAACCGUCAAGGCAGUUGCCGUACAGGCACGCUUAAUGCUGUUUAAUUGCCGUACAGUAUCAAUUAAGGUUAUGGUUCUGUCUGCACUUACGGCCAUGUGCGUCCUGUAAAGUCGUAGUCUGUAGGCAGCAGCACACGUGUUUUUGGGGUCUGCUGCAAUUAUAGCACACGGGUGCAGCUAGGAGGUGUGGUGCUGGAAUGAGCGCAUAAUGUUAAACUGAAAAUCUAUUUUUAUUUCGUUGGGGUCGCCAACGGUCAUACCGGAUGCCCAAGUGCGCAGCAUUGGAAGGGUGUAGAUAGCAGACUGUGCCAAGCAUGAUUGCAUUAUUUCAUGUGAGUCUGUACUUUGCUACGAGCUACGGGGGAUCCCGGGAAUGGGUGGAUAUUUGUGUUGAGGCUAACUAACAAUGCUGGGGAGUUCGUCCUUUUAUACUUCACCUGAUUGUGGCGCAGGGACGCACCUUUACCCAUUGCGGAAUAAGUGUGGCGGCGUAUAAAUCCUUACGUAGCCCUGACUAAUAACAUGGCGUCGUGCUUUUUAAAAGUUAAACAGUACGAGACAAUUUAAACGGCUGUAUGUGCCUAUGGUUCCAAUGAUGUCGUACGGCCUAGAUACAUGGUCAUACAUGGCCAAAUUAGGGGCGGCAUUGUCCACGCCCUCGUAGGCCGUUAUUGUUUGUUCUUGCUGCAACUAGAUAGCCAGCAAAGGUUCUGAAACUGCUGUUGCAUGCAAUCAAUGUGCUAUUUGCUGGUCGGACUGUGGCUUGUUUCAAUGCUGCGGGUCUGUAGCGGCCUGGAAAGGCGGUUUAUUAUCCCUUGUAGCAUGCACGGCUUCAUGGCGUUAUUACUGUCGUGCAUAGCGUCCUCCUUGCAUGCCGGCGAUCUUUGCUGGGGGUGCGCCUGAAUUGCUCAGUUGUGGAUGUGGGGGUGUUUCUCUUUGCAAGAAGAUGUGGGGUUCUGGGCUACGGCCCUGCUGAGGUGCCCACCGGCCAUAGUUGGGCUAGCAUGGUACUCAUGCAUUGGUACUGACGGAUGGACAUAUGACGCACGAUUCAGUUCUCGCGCCUUCACAUCCAACCCUGUGCAUGUAAUUUAUAAACCAGGGAAAGGCAC